AUGCCUGCCGCAAAGACUCAGACCCAUUUCAAGCCCAUCCAAAAAUUCAAGCUUGACUAUGCUCCCAUCGGUAUUGCUCAGUAUGAAUCUGAACGUACCGGCAUGCGUGUCGUCAUCGUUGACCAAAAGGGUCCCAAGGUUUAUGGUUAUUUUACCCUAGCCACCGAAAUCCAUGAUGAUUCUGGUUCGCCGCAUACUCUUGAGCAUUUGUGUUUCAUGGGCUCCAAGAGCUAUCGAUACAAGGGUGUCCUCGACAAGCUCGCCACUCGUGCUUACUCCAACACUAAUGCUUGGACCGCUACUGAUCACACCGCUUAUACCUUGGAGACUGCUGGUUGGGAAGGAUUCGCACAGAUCCUGCCCGUCUAUCUCGAGCACGUGCUUGUGCCCACUCUGACCGACGCUGGAUGUUACACCGAAGUUUUUCACGUUGAUGGCACUGGCCAUGACGCUGGUGUCGUCUAUUCUGAGAUGCAGGGCGUUCAGAACCAACAGGGCGAGCUUAUGGAGUUGCAAGCAAGGCGUCUGAUGUAA
This is a messenger RNA of Aureobasidium musti, 534 nucleotides long. Lineage: Eukaryota; Fungi; Ascomycota; Dothideomycetes; Dothideales; Saccotheciaceae. The record is from the annotation of a GenBank genome assembly.